Sugiyamaella lignohabitans is the source of this 1356-nucleotide messenger RNA. It is a transcript of the gene GCD10, whose product is annotated as Gcd10p. Gene Ontology annotation, biological process: tRNA methylation. Bases 1 to 1356 code for a protein of 451 amino acids. The transcript has a single exon. Gene Ontology annotation, cellular component: tRNA (m1A) methyltransferase complex; nucleus. The record is from RefSeq and is a predicted model, not a curated record. NCBI's taxonomy places the organism in Eukaryota, Fungi, Ascomycota, Dipodascomycetes, Dipodascales, Trichomonascaceae.
AUGACAUCCACGAGGCAGCAGAAACAGCUUCAGUCGCUGCAACAGCAGGAUCCUGAAUCAAUUGAUUAUUCUCACGAGUUUGAUCAGACUCAUAUUAAACCAGGCCAAUAUGUCAUGAUUCGAUUGCCUUCAGAAAACUUCCGAGUUUUACAGCUACAUCCAGGUCAGACGGUGAAUCUGGGAAAAUUCGGCAGUUUCAAAGUAGACGACAUUCUUAAUCAUCCAUAUGGAUAUACUUAUGAAAUUGGUGCUGAUAACAAACUAUCUAUUGUGAAUCAUAACUACGAAUUAGAUAACCAGGACGAGCCUGUAUCGGAAUUAGCUCCUCAUGAGAACAACCGAGAGCUGGUGGAUGAUUCCUCAGUACAGGGUCUGUCUAUGGCCGAGAUUGAAGAACUCAAAAAAGGUGGUCUGUCAGGAAAACAAAUCAUCGAAAAAGUCAAGACAUCACAUUCCAGUUUUGACAAGAAGACGGCAUUUUCAAAAGAAAAAUAUCUCAAGCGUAAACAACAGAAAUUCUUGAAUCAGUUCACACCUGAACCCAUUGGCAGUGCCGAACUGAUUGAUAUUUAUUUAGAUAAAGACGCUUCGCGUAUUCAGAAUAUGAGUGAAGAGUCUCUUGCAUUAAUGCUGAGUUUGGCCAAUGUUCGACCAGGAGGUACUUAUCUUGUUGUAGACGACAUCAGUGGAUUGCUUGUUGGAGCUAUGAUGGAACGAAUGGGUGGUGAAGGACUGAUUGUAGUGGCUCAUGAUAACGAGCAUCCUAAUCUCGAUGGACUACGAUAUAUGAACUACUCUCAAGGACUCAUUGCCAAAAUGAUCAAAACUGUCAAUUGGUUAGAGUUCUUUGAACCGUCGGAAAUCGAGCCGUUUGAGGAAAAAACCACUGAAGAGCUGCAGCAACUCAAGUCAAACCAACGAGGACAAUACUAUCGUCGUCGUACCAGAUAUAAUGACUCGGUUACCGUUCAAAAUCUCAUCAGCAAUUCCGGUUUUGAUGGAUUAUUAGUUGCUACUGGUCUUCAUUUAGCGUCCUUGAUCCCCCGUAUCAUUCCCGCUGUUGGCGGAUCACGACCAAUUGUAAUGUUCAGCGAGACCAAAGAAUUACUCACUGAAACAACCCUGGUCCUACAUAAGGAUUUCCGAGUCAUUUCUCCCACAAUCUUAGAGACUCGACUCCGUAAAUACCAGACACUUCCUGGCAGAAUGCAUCCUCACAUGACGUCUCGUGGCGGCGGUGGAUAUGUUCUCUGGGGAAUCCGUGUGUUCCCAGACGAAAAUGCCAAUGCUGUUGGUAAGGUCCACAGAAAGCGGAAAGCCACUGAUUCGGGUACAAGCACACCUGCUGAAGAAUAA